UGUUAAAUGAUAAAUGUUGUUGCACUCCCUUAUUAACCACACCUGAUGUUGAUGAGCAGAAAGGUAGGGUGAGCAUGAGGGGAAACUUUCUGGUGAGUGCAGCUUGACCAAAUUUUGGUGCAUUUUUGACUGCAACUUGAUGUAUACAGGGUUCGUACGGGUGCUUGAAAUCCUUGAAAGUGCCUGAAUUUUAAUGUGUCUUUUCAAGGUUUGGAAAGUGAGAUCUGGUGCUUGAAAGUGCUUGAAAAUGUAAUUGUAUUUCAUUCACCACAAAUAACUAUCUGAUUGAAUAGUUUUAUUAUUAGAUAAAGAAAUAAAAUGAGUUGCAAAAGCAAAAUUUCUCCACCUGGGCUGCCUUGCACCUUGCACGUCAGUCUGUUUCAAUGUGUGACACCGCCCCUCCCCCGAGCAGAGAUCUGAGCAAGACCAAAUGCAAAAACUGAGCAAGAGGGGCUGCUAUUGUGUGUGUGUGUGUGUGUUUGUUUUUCGUUUUAGGAGGACAAUUUUCAAGACAAAUCAAAGAGCUAUGAGGACCCUCUGUUACAGGAGGACAUUUUGCUGUCCUCAUAAAAUUAACCUUUUAAAACAGUUUCUGGGCAUGUUUUAAUACCCAAAAAGUGUUUUUCUCAAAAGUCUUUGUAAACCAAAAACUUGACAUAUGUUGUAUAUUUGUGUGUCCGCCACUGCCCCCUGUCGGUUGGAGUUGUCCCCGCAUGCCGCACACACAAGCGCGGGAAAUUAUACACGAGCGCGGGACAUUAUACACAUCGCGCGAAAUUGGAAGCUGCGCAUGCGCAUUUUAGUAUUACCCAUUUAGACCGUUGAUAUUUACAUCAGUGAUUUAGACUGACUGAUUGGGCGCUUCUUAUUCAUCCGUCAAUUUCGGCAGAGUUUUGACACGCUUUGGAGAAAAGGUAAGAAGGUAAUUAUAAAACUUUUAAAAGACGGACGUUCUGACAGACAGUGCUUCAGAGCCGGAGCACGCGGAACGGUUCAUGGAGGUCACAGCAACACGCGGUGCGGGGAUUCCCGGACUGUCCCAAGCACCGGGAUCAUUUCUUUUUACCCUGGCCUAAUCUCAUCACUUGUUUCAAGCAAAUCAUGUCACGGAGAACCACUCCCCUUCAGGAUGCCAUUAAUCACAUCCUUGCAAGAAGAGACAAGAAUUCAAUGUUAGAAAUCAAAUUUAUUAAUUCAGUUAAAGUAUUGAUGGAGCACUUGAAGAUGGGUCAUUUGGGCGACUAGUAAACGAUGAACACAGGACAACAAAUUGCAGAAUGAAGUUGAUUGAAGCAGAAGGGAAGCCACAUCUCUGCCUUUUUGCACUGAAGGAAAUUGCGGCAGGAAGUGAAAUUACUUAUGACUAUGGUGGGAAAGAAUGGCCCUGGCGGAAAAAGCUAAAGAUCGCAAGCAUCCCUUCUGGUCAACAGUGUGUUGCAGAGCCUAUUGCCCAUGACGUGGAGCACCAUGUGAUCUCUACAGACUCAUUCACAGACAGAGAAUUAAGAGCAGAGUGUCAGUCAUCUAGACCUACAGCAGACAACUCUGAGCACGAGGUGCAUUCUGUUGGAGGUCAGCGUGGCACUUCUUCUCUGAAAGAGUUAAUUGGUGAAGUUGGUGUCCAGUAUCAGGAGUUGUCACCCCAAGCGUUCUCAGAAGAACUUACCAGUGAGAGCAAAUCGAAAGAGGUGCCACAAUCAUCCAGAGCUGUGCCUAACGACUCUGCUUGUGAGUGUACAAUUCAUAGGCUGGUAUUUGAAUCGGUGAAACUUGACAAAUGCGGGAUAUGCCAUUCACCUUUGACAGCUAUCAGAUGGCAUGGUCUAAGAUGCAGCAUCAUUCUGCCAGAAGUCUUUGAGCAAGAAUGCAUUCUGAAACAUGGCCUAUGUGGCCCAUAA
Oreochromis niloticus (Nile tilapia) is the source of this 1898-nucleotide messenger RNA. RefSeq lists its product as uncharacterized. The coding region runs from base 1278 to 1898 and encodes 206 amino acids. The record is from RefSeq and is a predicted model, not a curated record. The transcript is spliced from 9 exons. Lineage: Eukaryota; Metazoa; Chordata; Actinopteri; Cichliformes; Cichlidae.